CUUACAAUAAUAAUAAUAAUUUUGCCACGAUUCUUGACAAUUUUAUGCUCAAAAUAUAUUUCUUCCUUGAAAUUAAUUAUUGAGUUGACCAAGAACAGACAGGAUGAUGGACGGAGCAGAUCUUUACAGUGCAAACAGCACGAUGUCAGUUGGUGAUAAAGUAGAGUUGAUAGCUGAUCAAAAAACUGACAAAGAGUCGUUUCCCCUUCAUGCAGCCAAAAACCUGCUCAAGCCCAGUAAAUUUGUUCCUGCUGAUCAUUCCUAUAGUUUUAAAGUGAUAGUAAUAUCAGGGAUAGUGUUUGCUAUAGCUAUUACAGUAGCUUUGAUCCUGUCUAUAUACCUGGGACCACCACAGGUUGGUGCUAAUGGAGCUGUUGCUACAGAUGUUCCAUAUUGUUCUGAUAUUGGUCUGGCUAUUCUACAGAAAGGUGGGAAUGCUGUUGAUGCUACUGUAGGGGCCUGUCUAUGUCUUGGUGUUAUUAAUUCACACAGCUCUGGAUUAGGGGGUGGUGGUUUUAUGGUUGUUCAUGAUCACAAAGUACAGAAAUCAUGGGGUUAUGAUUUUCGUGAAGUAGCGCCACGUACAGCUACUGCAAAAAUGUUUGAGGGUAAAGAGGAUCUGAUCUAUGACAGUGGUUUAUCCAUAGGAGUACCAGGUGAAUUGAAAGGUUUAGAAGCUGCUCACAAUGCACAUGGCAAAUUAAAAUGGCGAGAUGUUGUCCAACCAGUGGCUGAUAUGGCUAGAACAGGUUUCAAUAUAACUAAAGAUCAAGCCAAAGUGUUAAAAAAUCGACUCAAGCCAAGUGAAUUAAAGGGCAAGUUUAAGGAAGUGUUUGCUCCAGGUGGUGAGAUACUACAGGCUGGUGAUUUUAUACGACGCCCAGAUUUAGCAGAUACAUUGGACUUAAUUGCAGAACAAGGAUCUGAUGCACUUUAUUUAGGACAAAUAGCUGAUACCAUAAUACAAGCUGUUGAAGAUGCUGGUGGUAUUUUAAGUAUCGAAGAUUUACAACAAUAUAAAGUUAUAGAACGUGAUAUAAUACAAACAGAAUUUAACGGAGGUUUUAUUGGUACCAUGCCAUCCCCAUCAAGUGGACCAGUUUUAUUAUUGAUAAUGAAUCUACUAGAAGGUUUUAACUGGACUUCUGCAUCAGUCAAGGAUCCUAAAACAUAUCAUCAAAUGAUUGAGGCUUUUAAAUUUGGUUAUGCUCAUCAUAGUGAUUUGGGUGACCCGAAGUUUAACCCUACAACAAUGGAGGAUAAUAUAUUACAGAUGAUCAGUAAAGAAUAUGGUAAUACUAUACGUGGUAAAAUAGAUAACCAAAGUCACCCUGCGGAAUAUUAUGGCGCCAAGUUUGAACCUGUUAAAAAUGGUGGUACUACACAUCUGUCUGUUGUUGAUGCCGAGGAGUUGGUCGUAUCUUUAACAACGACGAUUAAUACCUGGUUUGGUACAAAGAUAAUGACUUCCUCAGGUAUUAUAUUAAAUAAUGAGAUGACUGAUUUUAGUAUACCAACAGCACCAUCAAUGUUUAAUCUACCUCCUAAUCCACAUAAUUUAAUAGAACCAGGAAAACGUCCUGUAUCAUCUAUGACACCAACUAUAGUGUUUAAUAAGAAAGAACCAUGUUCUAAACGUAUGGUGUUGGGUGCUUCUAAUGGUACGAAAAUAAUCUCAGGUGUAGCAGAAGUUAUAGCGAAUGUGAUGUUAUUUAAUUUAAAUUUAACGUAUGCUAUAGAUAAACCAAGAUUACAUAAUCAGCUGUAUCCUGAUAUUACUGAAUACGAAGCUGGAUUACCAGAGAAUGUGUAUAAAUAUUUACAAGAGAGAGGUCAGAGAAUGCAAGAAGUUACAGAAGGUAUCAAUACUGUUCAAGCUGUCAUGAAAACAAACGACCAAUUAUUUGCUCAUUCGGAUAUCAGAAAAGGAGGGAAAGCUGCAAUAUAUACUCCAAAAUCUCGAUAAUUUUAGUCUGUUUAUAUUUAUACUAUUGUUGAAGAUAUUUAUAUAUUGGGCUUACUUUUGUCUGUGUGUUUUCCAGUGGAGACACUACACAAACUACAUAGAUCAUUUUGGGACUAACAUAUGGUUCAAUUUUCUUUCAAUGAUAUGCUUGGACAUAGGGGGUCUUUAUAUGUGAGCGGAAACUGGAUGACCCAGAGAAAAUCAUGAGGUUGGACUGGUUACCCUAUUUCUUGUCAAGUGCAAGUGUGAGCUUGAAACCAUGCCAUUUAUUCAAUGACAGACCUUAUGAUCUAAAGUGCCUAUGUUACACGAUUCAGCCACCCAUUAGAGAGAACAUUGAUGGAAGAUUGGCUUUAUUAUAAUUAGAGAAUGUUGUAGUGUCUUCAUCAAUUUCUCUGUGUAAGAAUAAUGCAAAGACACAAGUUAAGCCAUCUACUUCAUUCCUCGAGAAUAGAUCUCUGCCCUAAAUGGCCGGCAUUUCCAAAAUUUAGUAUACUGUCUUGUAAUGUAUUUCUACUCCAUUUCACAUCUGUCAUACACACAAAGAUUAAAUAAACUUUUUUCAAUUUUAUUAAGAUGGAAGGAGAAUAAAUACUCAACAAAAUUCUCAAAGUAUACUUAGUGUUUUUCACUAAAAUCGUUGAUUUAGGAUUUAAAAUGUCGAUCAACUAUCUUAGUGUCUGUUCUCAACUGUAGACAGACAGUCUAAGUUUAGUAUGCAGUUAAGCCUAAUAUAUAGAAUAUGUUGUUAUAUAUUGUAAUUUAUUAACACUAUUUAAAUGUAUAUAUAGUAAAUGGGUUUGUUUUUUUGUUAAUAUAAAUUUGAUGUUAAAAUCAUGUAAAUAAUACGUUAUAACUCAUUUGUAAUAGCUGGUCUACACAGUUAGAAAAUUUUUAUAGAGGUUAGGGAUGUGAACUGGCCUGAAAAUGUUUAUAGAAAAUUGCAUAGGUUUUGUUUUAGAUUUCAUAAAUAAAUAUCCUAAUAGUAUUUGAUGAUAAGGGGGCCCAACAAUUUAACAGAAAACUUCAAGGGUUAGUGUUAGGAUUUCUAAAUAAAUAUCCCAAAACUUCUUAUGCUUGUUUUAAAAGUAAUAAUAGCUGAUCUACAUAAUUAGAACAAUGCAAGUAAAAAAUGUUACAAACUUUGAUUAUAAAUAUGCAGUGGCAGUCUUAUGGGUGAUAUGCAACUUAAGGCUGCCCAAAAAUUCAAAAUAAGAUUCACAGGGAUAGGGUUAGGAUUCCUAAUUAAAUAUUCUAAGACCUCUUAUGAUUGUUUAUUUGAUAAUAGUAAAGCAAUAAGUUAAGACUGUUGGUUGUCUGUAACAGGUGCCCUUGUUUAGUUAAAUUAAAAUGACUAGUGGUCAAUAACAAUUUGACAUGUGUCAUGGCUUGUAAUUAGAGCAUAGAGCCCGAAUUAUAAUGUUACAAAUUUUGGUUACCAAAUAUAGAAAUGAUACAAAUAUCAAAAUGUUAUAGAAUUUUGACAGAAACAUAAAAAAAAAUUUUACAGAUAUAAAACAGGUAAUAUAUUGUGAGUAAAAAUACAGCUUUAUUUCAGCUUUCUCAAAUUUAUGAAAUUUUUAUAAUGCAACUUUUAUCAAUCAAUCAUAUUUCCAGAUCAUGAUAUUAUUUUAGCUGAUCCAACAUUAUUGACCUGAUCAUUAGAAGCUAGAAAUUAACAUGAUUUAUUGUCCCUAAAUGGUUUGGCAUUGAUGAACUUUUUUUACAAAUGCUAUUUUACUCUUUAGAUUCUCAAAAUUAUUUAAAGUACCCAUAUUAUCAUCUACCUCUUGAACUGGUUGUUUUAUUUCAAUGUUGAGACAUCCCUAACUAGUUAUAGAAUUUGUACUAUUACUUAUCUCAUAUAAAAUAAAUAGGGAUCUUAUGACUGAUGCGUAAGUAAUCUCAUUGCUGAAAAAACUAGAAUCAAGUUAGUAAUCACAUGACGUGCCAGUGAAUAAGUGAGUAAUCCAAAGACUGUCUAGUGAGUUAUAUCAUGAGUGACAAGGUAGUAAUUCCAAGAUUGCCUAGUGAGUAAUCUCAUAACUGACCAGCUAGUAAUUCCAACACUGUCUAAUUAGUAAUGUCAUGGGUGACCAGCUAGUAAUUCCAACACUGCCUAGUUAGUAAUGUCAUGGGUGACCAGCUAGUAAUUCCAACACUGCCUAGUUAGUAAUGUCAUGGGUGACCAGCUAGUAAUUCCAACACUGCCUAGUUAGUAAUCUCAUGACUGUAAAAGUAGUAAUCUCAUGACUACCAAAGUAGUAAUCCCAUGACAGGCACGCUAGUAAUCUCAUGACUGGCACACCAGUACUCUCAUGACUGGCACACUAGUAAUCUCAUGACUGGCAAGUCAGUGAUCUCAAGACUGUCCACACAGUAAUCUCAUAUCUAACUGGCUAGUAAACUCAUGUUUAACUUGCCAGUUAUAUAAUUUCUAAUGCUCAGCUGUGUAGUAAUUGAAUGAUUAAUCUCUUAAUCAAAAUAGAUUAAAGUAUAUAUUAGGGUAGUUUAUAUUAGUUCAUAUCUUACACAAUGGUAGUGAUAUCAGUGUCACAAUAAGCUACAAAAUAAUAAUAAUCCUCUAUUUACAUGUAUAUAGCUCAAUAAUACUUAAACAUACAUUAUGCAAGAGCUAAAUCUGUCUAUUGCAGGUCUUUCUUUAGGCCCUAAAUGUUAUCUAAAUUAUUAAUUAGACAUUAAUUAACUGAUCCAGGCCAUAAUCUACUCUCGCUGGCAUCGGUGUUCUGCGAUAUUAAAUAGAUUAGAACAGUUCAGCCAUAUUUUGAUUUAAGCUGAAAAUGGAGGAGCAAGACUUAGCUUCGAACAACCAAUAUGGUUAUUGCACAUGUCUUGUCAAACCUUCAAAGGCUAAUAUCUUCGCUCGCAAUAGAGUAAUUUGAAUGAAAUUUUCAAAUUAUUCAUUUUACAUUAUCUAUUAUAGCAAGAAUGGCUAGCUCUUUAUUUAAAUCUUACAUAAUGUAUCUUUAACCAGAAGUAUAUAUUGAAUUUUUCAAGUUUUCUCUAAUGAACUAUGGAAAUCGCCUCUGUAAACAGUGAAGUUUUUACCUGAGCUUUAAAAGCAUUUAAGGAGUCAAUGGUUCUAAUGUUGUGACAACCUGUUUAUGGAUAUAUAUAUGAUUUAUCUUGACAUGUAUUAAUUUAUCAAGCUGUCAAAUUAUUGAAAUGUUUUUAUAUGUUGUGUUUUAGAUCAUCUAUAUUAUACAUGAAUGGAUUUAAUGUGUAUAGGCAUAUGCAUGAAAUUAAUAGUAGUUCUUAUGGGCCAUAAAAUGUGAAGUGUUUAAUAUCUGCUCCAACAGGGCUAAUGAAGACAGGCAUAUGUCAUACAGUGUGCUAUAAGGGAAAUUUUGCCUGGGCAGCGGUACCAUGGCCUACUCUUAUAUCAAAUUCCAACUAUCAAGGGAUCUUUUAUGUGCUUGUCAAUGUAUACACCGAACCAAGUUUUUUUGGGGGGGUUUUGUCCUGUACCAUUGACAAGGAAGGAACCAUGCCCUAAAAUCAUGAUGAACUUUCUCGGCAACCUCCAGGUUAGCAAGGCAAUGUUUUAUACACUGAGCCACCGCGGCUCCCAUUGUGAGCCAUAAAUCAUCUUGGUGCAGAAACUCCAUUUCAAUUCAUUUUAUUCCAGGGAACCACAGGUUGCUAAGUGAGUAAGACGUUGGCUCGGUAGCCUAUAGGUCGCUUGUUCGAUCCCAGCGUUGGCAGAGAAAAUUCAUCAGGUUUUUCUGGCGGGGUUCCCCCUUGUUAGUGGUGCAGGCCGCAAGGCCGGACAAGGACAGUUUCUAGUUGUUUGGAUGGGACGAAAAACGAAUGUCCCAUGUACACAUUGGCGUGCACGCAAAACAUCCCUUGGCAGUUGGAAUUCAAUAUAAUAGUAUAUGCUGUAGCGGCACUGUCUGGUCAAAAUUACCCUCAUAGAACACAGCACCGCGUAUGCCCGUCUUCAUUAUCGCAGUCAGAGCAGAACGGUAGGACGUUAAAGCCCAUUUCAUUUCAUUUCAAUCCAUUUUAUUCCAUGAACCAUCAACUGAAUGUAAUGGCAAUUUAUCCAUCUAUUUAUGCUUUCACUGUUCGAUGAAGUAAUUUUUGUUGUUUUUGUGGAAAGUGGUUGUGGAUGUGCACUUAGCAUUUGAAAUCGGUUACCAGUAAAAUAUUAGAGAAUCUCAAUUAUACAAUCUUUAAGUCACAACUAAAAACUGAUUUGUUUGAACUCUAUUAUCCAGAUUAGAAACGGAUUUGUUUAGAUUGUUUAUGUGUAUUUUUAUUGACGAGAGAUUCCUGAAAUGUUGCGCUUUAAGCAUUCGUAUAUGGAUGGAUUAUUAAUAUAAUUAUUAUUAUUAAAUUGAAUACCAAUUUACGUAAUUAAGAUGCAUUAUGUAAGAGUCCCGAAAUGACCUAGUCUGUGUCGAGUGGAGGUUAAAACCCAUUUCUCUCUCUCUCUCUCUCUCUCUCUCUCUCUCAUAUGCCAAGCCUACAAUCAACUCUGUCUGACAUUGGAUGGACAAGAUUUCUAAGGUGAAUCUUGUCAAAAUUUCAAACACUUCCCUCAGAAUAAAGUAAUUUGAAUAACAUUUGUAAUAAUAUAUUCAUUUUGCAUUAUCUAUAUUUGAACUAUUAUACCAAGAAUGACCAGCUCUAAUUCUUAUGGGGGGUUGGAUGGCCGAAUGGUUAGCACGUGCGCGCUGUAUCAUAAAGCCUGUCAUUGAGUCAACUGGCGUGGUUUCGAAUCCCCGGUUGUACGUGACAAGGAGUAGGGUCGCCUGUCCAACCUCAUGGGUUUUCUCCGGGUCCUCCGGUUUCCUCCCACUGCUAAAGACCCCUACGUGCAAGCGAAUUCGAAUUAUUGAAAUAAAAUUAAACCAUAUGUUAGUCCCGAAAUGACCUAGUCUGUGUCGAGUGGACGUUAAACCCCAUUUCUGUCUCUCUCUCUCUAAUUCUUACAUAAUGCAUCUUUAAUAAGGCAACAGUUCAAUAUUUCACAAUAGAUCUAUGUGAUUAAAAAAUAUAUCUAUUUUACGUUCUAUUCUCACUGGUUGAUGAAGUAAUUCCUUAUAAAUAUUUUGUAUUAUUUUGUUGUUUUUUUGUGGAAAAUGGUUGUGUUACAUUAUCUGUGAUGAUUGUAGCAAGAGAUUUGUUUUUAUUGUUAAUAUAUUAUUUGAUUUUUCUUAGAUGAAUUAUAUUUAUUAUAUAUUGUAAGCAAGAUUGAUGGUAUUCUUUUAUAUAUAUUAAUUUUUACAUUAAAACAUGCACAAAAAACUGAUAUCUGGUAAUAAUAUAUUCGAUAUUGGUCACUUGUUUGUGUAACACUUUCUUACAGAUAACAGAAUAUCAGCAAAAUGUAUAAAACAUUUAUUGAGAACAUGAAAUAGACAUAAAUCGGAAGAAGCUCUAUUCCAAGUCUGACUUGCUGUCAGUAAACGUCUGCUUAUAAAGCCUCUAACAAUUAGCUGAGGUGGACAAGAGUGAUAAUCAUAUAUGGUAUUGUUUAUUAUCAAUUAUGGUGUUUGUAAUUAAACUGCAUAUUUCUUUGAAAGUCAUUGUCAGGUCAAGGUAUAAUGAACUGACCACUAAUACAUUCUCUUUGAAGUUCAGUCUAGUGUUACACGCGGAUCAUGUGUAGCUUGUUAAAGAACAUCUUGAAUAAACUAGAUGUUUAUUAAUAGUCCAGUCAAUCUGGGGUUAGACCCAAAACAAAUUGCAACAGAAUUAAUUUCACUGGGAUGCAUUUCAGUAUAGUCCCCUAAACAACAUCCCAAAAAUGUUCCAAAAUAUUUUUGGUGGAAAUGGGUCAAAUUGCGUA
Molecule: messenger RNA, 7787 nt
Organism: Patella vulgata (common limpet)
Lineage: Eukaryota; Metazoa; Mollusca; Gastropoda; Patellidae
Product: glutathione hydrolase 1 proenzyme
Exons: 16
Coding region: 104-1966 (620 amino acids)
Biological process (GO): glutathione catabolic process
Cellular component (GO): plasma membrane
Molecular function (GO): glutathione gamma-glutamate hydrolase
Source: RefSeq, a predicted model, not a curated record